AUGCUCAGAAACGAGUGUUUGCGAUAUCGUAAACCUUUGACACUCGAGAUGCAUGCACUUCGCUUGAUUCGUUUCGUAUCGAGAAGUUCUUCACAGCAAAUCAGAUAUUACACGCCAUUCGGGAGCCAUACGACUGGCAACGAUCCAGAAACACUGGAGAAAGGAAAGGAGAAAGUGCUCAAAGCGAGAAAUCUCAUCAAAAAUGCUCCAGGAUGGAAGGAGGAACUUGCGUCUGACAGCGAAGCCGCAGUGAAAGCCGAUCGCGGCCCGGAUCCAGACUCCCUCAAGGUUCUCCAAGAAGAGACCAUCGAUGCUAUUCAUUCAUCCAAGAACGACGCUGAGACAGACGCUGUCAUUAUUGAGCGUGUGAUCGAAGAAGUCAAAAUUCGAAAGACUGCGUAG
Paraglomus brasilianum is the source of this 402-nucleotide messenger RNA. NCBI's taxonomy places the organism in Eukaryota, Fungi, Glomeromycota, Glomeromycetes, Paraglomerales, Paraglomeraceae. The record is from the annotation of a GenBank genome assembly.